Messenger RNA from Carassius auratus (goldfish), 2346 nucleotides. RefSeq names its product pyridoxal kinase-like. Bases 695 to 1615 code for a protein of 306 amino acids. The record is from RefSeq and is a predicted model, not a curated record. Gene Ontology annotation, cellular component: cytosol. Gene Ontology annotation, molecular function: pyridoxal kinase activity. Lineage: Eukaryota; Metazoa; Chordata; Actinopteri; Cypriniformes; Cyprinidae. The transcript is spliced from 12 exons. Gene Ontology annotation, biological process: pyridoxal 5'-phosphate salvage.
UGUUCAAGGGACACUACAGAAUUAAUUUUCCAUCGAUAGACAGAAUUAAAAUUCAGAAAAAGGCGGAUUGUCAUCUCAGGUUGCCGACGGCGGCCGGUGACGUCAAACAUCACCCAUUCGAGGCCUGACGUCACCGCUGACCGCACUAAUGAUUGGCGGAUCCUAGAGAGCGCGUCUUUGUGUAGAAGGACCCCACUUCCGCAACAUUUCAGAUUUAGGUUUUUUGUUCUAAUCCAUCGCUGUAUAACAUGCCAUUUCUUAAAUAGUUGCACAAACUGCGUCGUUUCUCCAAAAUACGCGAAAGACAAUAAAUGCAUACAUUUACCCUCAACAUAAAUCCAGCAUUUCCUUGUACUCAUAAUUCCCAACGCAGUCUGGAUUUAUUGAGCGUUCACCUUGGUUUAAAUUACGGAUUCACGUUGAUUUUCUCAAUGCAUGAUAAAUAUAGCCCACGAGCGUAGUCGUGAUGUCAGUGGAUUUUAGGUGCCCCCUCAGGAUGCCUGAGUAGUUGCGCUCACCGCCAAUGAGCGUCUCCAGUGUGAAUGUCCUUCAUUUCUCUGUCUGACUAGAGAACUUGCCAUCACGGAUCCGAAUCUGGAUUUAAAUAGGAAAGACAAGCACCUCUCCGGUUCGCCGCUGCCCCUCAAUCGCGUGACACUCUGGAGCGUCUGAACCAACUUUAACUGAGCGCGACAUGGAGUGCCGAGUUCUGUCGAUUCAGAGUCACGUCGUGAGAGGAUACGUGGGAAAUAAAUCCGCAUCCUUUCCGUUACAGGUCUUGGGGUUUGAGGUGGACUCGAUCAACUCUGUUCAGUUCUCCAACCACACAGGAUACUCUCACUGGAAGGGACAGGUCUUGACUGCAGAUGAGCUUCAUGUCCUGUAUGAAGGGAUCAAACUCAACAACGUCAACCACUACGACUAUGUACUUACAGGUUACAAUAGAGACACAUCGUUUCUGGAGAUGGUGGUCGACAUUGUUCAAGAGCUGAAGAGAGCCAAUCCUAACCUUGUAUACGUUUGUGACCCUGUCUUGGGUGACCAUGGUUCAAUGUAUGUUCCUCAGAAUCUCCAUCCGGUGUACAAGAAUAAAGUGGUGCCUGUGGCCGAUAUCAUCACGCCCAACCAGUUUGAGGCAGAGUUGUUGACAGGGAAGAAUAUCAGCACGGAGAAAGAUGCUGUUGAGGUGAUGGACCUGCUGCAUAAGAUGGGUCCAGACACCGUGGUCAUCACCAGCUCUGAUCUGCCUGCUCGUCUCGGAGACAGAUUCCUGGUGUCUUUUGGCAGUCAGCGUAUUUUGAUGCCUGACGGUACAAGGACGACCCAGCGGAUCCGAAUAGAGGUGCCGAAGGUGGAUGCGGUGUUUGUGGGGACCGGGGAUCUGUUUGCUGCUAUGCUGUUGGCCUGGACUCACCAUUACCCAACAGACCUGAAGACGGCUUGUGAGAAGACCUUCUCUGUUAUGCACCAUGUCAUUCGGAGGACUAUAUCUUAUGCCCAUGAGAUUGCAGGUCCUGGUAGAAGACCCAGCCCGGCCCAGCUGGAGUUACGGAUGGUCCAGAGUAAAGCUGACAUAGAGGAUCCAGCCGUAGUCAUGGAGGCCACUGUUAUAUAGAGCCGCCACAUCUCAUCCACACAUUUCACACAACAGUUCCAUUUCAAGAGAUUCAGCAGGGUACAGCCAAACAAGUGAGAGGAAGAGAGCCAUCGUGCUCCGAGAGAGAGAGUAACCAAUAGGAGAGUGGGAGAGAUGAUCAGCCUCUCUCAUUCACUCGGUUUUGUGCAUCUUCAACAUCUCUCUCUCUCUCUUUCUCUCAAAGCUGCUCAAGAACUCCGGUUCGUCCUGCACAUAAAGCCCCAGUCACUGACGUUUCCAGACCAGGUCAGUUAUGGAACUAAACUGCCAUUGAUCUAGUGAGGACCAAAAUGUAAGAACAAACAAAAAAAUGAAAUUAAUAUAGGUGUGAUGCUUUCCAUGCUCUGUGAUUUUGAGUCAGAGCAGUUCAGCAACAAACACAGAAAACAAAACCUAGAUGGCUGAGUCUCACAAAAACUGUCAAGAAUGCCAGAGUCAUAUUUCGUCCUGAAUCAAAUGAUCAAAAUAAGAUUUUUAUUGCAUAAAGGAAAAAUAAGGAUAUUAUUAGCACCAUUAAGAUUUUGUGUAUUAGGGUAUUUUUUUAUUACUGUAUUCUUUCCCCAGUUCUGCAAUUGCUCACUGCAAUGGGAAAAAUUAUCAACUUUAUAUUAUAUUUUUUUUUAUUGUAUAUACGUUUAGAAAAGUAUAUUUAAUUUUAAUUAUAUAUUAGUGCUGUCAGAUCGAUUAAUCGCACAUAUACAAACUUUUAU